Messenger RNA from Porites lobata, 3877 nucleotides. Lineage: Eukaryota; Metazoa; Cnidaria; Anthozoa; Scleractinia; Poritidae. The record is from the annotation of a GenBank genome assembly.
AUGGUAGCUGAUCUGAAUGAGGGAUUUACCCAAGAAGAAUUGGCAUUUAUACAAACCCAACAAUUGCCAUUACCGGCUGACAUCUUUUUGCAAACCCUAAAACAAUCAACUUAUGCGAAACAAAUUCUGGAUAAAUCUGGUGAAAUGAAUAAGGAGUUAGGCAGGAAAAAAGCCCAUUUGAGCACAACAAAAGCUAACAGAAAGAAGAAUAAGGACCAGAUUGCCGAAUAUGAUGAAGGAAUUGAGAUUAUUAGAAAAUACCGACAAAGAAUUGGCAUUCUAGAGGAAGGCACAAAAACUCUAAAGGUUGGGAAGGGUAUUUAUACACAAAAAAAGAGGAAUGCCUAUAAGAUUAACCCCAAUACAGGUGUUUAUAGAAAUGUAACCAUUGAUGUUCCCAGACUUUAUGGACAGCUUAAACUAAUUGCUCAUAAGGAUGGUAAAAAAGUAUAUGAUAAGCAAGUGGACUUUGAUACCCUUGAUCUGCUUACAAAGCGGUUCAAUAGUAAAAAGAAGUAUUCACCAUUAUCAAAAAUGGUAUUUGAUGACCUGAAUAGAAUAAGUGAUAUUCCAAUUCACAGAACAAGUAAUAAGUACAAAAAAAUCGGUUCAGGAGUUGUUUAUUAUAAUAACCCAGCUGACUUACUGGACAGAUUGAAAUUGUUAGGUGGCUCAAUACUUGCUGGAAAUAAUGGUGUGAAAAAUGAAUUUUCCAAAAUUGCUCACACACUAAACAAAUUAGGUGUUCUAAAUAACAACCAGCUUAAUAGUCUGAUAAAACAGUAUAUAAUGUAAUCUAAUAAUAUAAAUGCAAGAAAGAGCACUCCAUAUAUCAUCUGUUAAUAGACAGAAAAUCGGACAGAAUAAAGCAGAAGAUUUCAUAAUCAAAUUUGAUCCAGUGUUAAAACUCCAAAGUAACAUGACACAUGAAAUAGCCUUGGAUAAGGCCACAAUGACUUACAGUUGGCACAAUAUUUCAGAUCAGUAUCAAAAUAACCAAAUAAAAUACUCAACUGAUGGCGGAAAUUCAUGGGAAACCGUCAAAUUUGUGGAUGGGAUGUACACUUAUUCAGACCUAAAUGACUAUCUCCAUCAGUACAUGAAAAAGAAAGGUCAUCUUACCACCGACGAUAAAACUGGCGAUAAAUACCACAUUAACCUAACAUUUGUAUUAUCGACAUACAAGAUUCUCAUUCAGAUCGACAACAAUUACCAACUGGAUCUGAGAAAUAGUAAAUUUGGCGAGUUAAUUGGAUUUACAGAGAAAAUUGUAAAGAAAACAGAUUAUGGGACAAUUCUUCCCAAUAUCACAAAUUCCAAUGAUAUGAUCUAUAUCAAUACAGACGCCAUUACGAACAGCAUAUUGAAUGGUGUUAAUACUAAUACGUUAGCCGUCAUUCCAACUGACAACUUGACAAGAAGUUUUCCAUUCACAUUUGAACCCAGAAGACUAUUGUUUAAUGAAGUUUCCCAACUUAAUAUUUCACAAAUGAGGUUUUAUAUCACAGACUCACUGGGGCGACCAAUUGGACUAAAUAACAUUGACUGGUUUAUGACAUUGAUAUUGCGAUCCAAACCAGCAUAAUAUGUAACCUAAUAAUAUGCAAUGAGACAAUCAGAAUUUAAGAGACUUUAUGAUGUUAAAACGGGGAGAUAUGUUAAGAAGCAUAUUUAUGGAGAAGGUGUUACCGAUAUUUUCAAAACGAUUGGUAGAAAACUAUUUGGAAAGACGAUGAAAGAGGCCGCUAAAACAGCAACCAACAAGGCUGUUCAGAAAGCUGCUACUAAGACUGCCGAAUAUGCUGGCGAAAAAGCCCGUGAUAAAACUAUUCAGUUAUUGAGCAAAAAGAAUAAAAAGACACCGGUAGCAGCAUCACCAGUGGCAGCGACAACACCAACAAAAAAUCCACAAAAGGAACUCACCGAUUACGAGAUUAAUGAGAGGGUGAAUCAAUUAUUAUCCGGGGGUCAGAUGAGAAGAUUUAUGUAAUCUAUUAUUAUAUGAAAUCAUUUAGAGAUCCAAAAUAUGUUGAACGAUAUGAAGAUGUUAUUUUUGACCUAGAAACAGCACUAAAUACAACUGUGGCCAAUAAUGGUCACCAAAAGAAAGAUGGCUAUAGGUUUGUUGUUGAUAACAGUGGUGAGGUUACACCAUUUGACUGGUAUAAUGCUCGAAUCAGUCUUGAUUUUAAAGUAGUCUUGCUGGCUAAUGGAGGUAACAUUGCACUAGCAGAUCAUAAUGUAAUUGUGAACGGGUCGUACUCAUUCUUGAAAGUGUGUGACUGUAAUGACGCGAAUCACGCGGUAAAUAUUAAGAACUUACUUGAGUACAGUCCAUCUUACGCUGAACAAACCGCCAGCGAUGAGUUUCUCUAUCUUGAUACAACAAGACACCCAGAGGAAACAAGAUUCACUAAAAGACGAGUAACUCAUAGAAGAAAUGCUGCCAAUAACGCCGAUGAUGCAGGAUUAAUGUUGGAUGAUGUAGUAGCUAAUUAUAAUAAAGGUUUUGCCCCUCGGAAAGCACUCCUAGGUGUCUCAUCCACAGUAAACACUGAAAUACCACUGAAUAGAUACUCAUUCUUCGAAAUGUUAGAAGAUGAGCUGUUACCUAAUACAAGAGUUGAGAUGAAUUUUGAGAUUGAGUCAGAUGGUAAUCUAAUUUGGCAAGCUGGGGCUAAUUGCAGAGUGGUUAUCACUAGGAUGCAGUUGUAUGUUCCGCGAAUAACCUUUAACAGUGAAGGCCAAUCAUCCUACAUGAGUCAUAAGUGGACUUAUUUGAGAGAGAAUAUAGAAAGAUCAAAUAGCAGCCAGCAGAGAGCUGGGCAUUUCAGAAUUUCUUCUGGUAUUUCGAAACCCCGACACGUGUUUGUAUUCAGAAUAAAUGAUGCAAAUAUUGAUGCCCAGACAGCUAAUCCAUUCUUGUACAAUACAUUCUCUGUAUCAACUGACCCAAGAACCUUAUGCAAUUGUCACCUGGAAGUUGGAAAUGGUAACGAAUACCCCGAAAUACAUUACACACCAACUACUGAUAUGACCAGAGUCUUCAGGGAUGUGUUGAAGUAUGUCCACAAAAAUAAUGAAUACGGUGAAGGGUCAUUACUCAAUAAAUCUAGUUUCAGUACGCUAUUCCCCUUCCUAUAUUUCGACUUAACAAAACAGAAAAUGGACAUUAAGGACGGCACUACAAAACUGACAUUCAAAUAUGAGCUAUCUGGAACAACGGCAACAGCCUACUCAAUUUACGCAUUAACAUUAUAUGAGCAGGAUGUUGAGCUAAUACAGAAGGAUGGCAAAAUAAUACUCAGAUCGUAAAUUUAUGUAACGUAUAUUAUAUAUAAGUAAUGACGAAAUAUUAUCCUUAUGGUGUGUCACUUAAUAAAGGACAAAUGGAAAAGCUUUCGAGAGCUUACAAUAAUAAUUCUGCAAUAACUAUCAGAUUACCAGAAAUGAGUUAUCCGGACCACAUGAGUUAAUGCUCACAAAAUCUCAGAUCAAUAAAUUGAAAAAGGCAAUGAACCAAGGUACAGGAUCGGAUAUCAAAAUAUCGAAAACACAAAUCAGAAAGGCUGUUAGACAGGGUGGUAAUUUGUGGGGAUCAUUAGCCAGGUUACUACCUAUGGCAAUGCCAUUAGCCAAAAUGGCUGCCGCUCCACUUGUAACAGGAGCGUUAUCGGGAUUGGCCAGUCUCGGUGUGGAUAAAACAUUCGGGAAUGGUCAACAAGGAAGUUUUCUUAUUCCAAUGGAUAAAAUAGCGCAUUUGGUUGCAUAUAAACAUUUAUUGAACACAGGUCAGAAAAAAGAUAUUCUUAAUGCUCUCCAAACUGGCAACGGAUUAGUUAUCAGACCGACGAAAGCACAGCAGGGUGGUUUUUAG